Trichoderma aggressivum f. europaeum is the source of this 900-nucleotide messenger RNA. RefSeq lists its product as uncharacterized. The transcript has a single exon. NCBI's taxonomy places the organism in Eukaryota, Fungi, Ascomycota, Sordariomycetes, Hypocreales, Hypocreaceae. The record is from RefSeq and is a predicted model, not a curated record. Gene Ontology annotation, molecular function: hydrolase activity. The coding region runs from base 1 to 900 and encodes 299 amino acids.
AUGUUGGAAGGCUUCGAUCCCUUCACCAUCACAACGCAGGAUGAGCCGCAUGUCUCAAUCUUCGGCAUCAGAAGUGGCGAUGCGUCGUCAUCCAAACGGCCGCCGCUGUUACUCCUUCACGGCUUCCCGCAGACGCACCGCAUCUGGCACCGCGUGGCAGCACAGGUCAAAGACAAGUACAACAUUGUCAUGAUUGACUUGCGCGGAUACGGAAAUUCGUCCAAGCCGGCGGAUGUAUCGCAAUAUGUGAAAAGCCUCAUGGCUCUCGAUUGCGUCAAGGUGAUGGACGAGCUUGGGAUCACAGAGCCAUUCUUCAUUUGCGCUCACGACCGCGGCGCAAGAGUUGCCCACAGGCUGUGCGUCAAUCACCCUGAUCGCGUGCGCAAGGCCAUAUUCUUGGAUAUAUGCCCUACCCUUGCAAUGUAUUCGGUCAAGGAUCCCAAUUUUGCCAAGUCCUACUGGCAUUGGUUCUUCCUGAUCCAGAGGGAGCCACUGCCCGAGACGCUCAUAUCGACAAACGCCCGGCGGUUUGCGGAAUUGUUCAUGGGAGGCCGACAGAAGAGCGGGCUCGAAAUCUUUGAGAAAGAGAGCCUGGCGGCCUAUGUUUCGAAUCUCGAGGACCCCGCGACGAUCCAUUCCAUGUGUCAGGAUUACCGAGCAAGCGCUACACUCGACUUGGAUGCAGCGCAGGAAGAUGCAAAGCAAGGGAAAUUGCUUCAAAACCCGUUGAGAGUCAUAUGGGCGAGGCAUGGUGUCAUUGGCAAGUGUUUUGAUGCCGUGCAGGAAUGGAAGGCUGCUAGCAAUGCUUGGGUUGAUGGUCAUGAUGUUGAUUCGGGGCAUUACAUCCCGGAGGACGUGCCGGAUGAAGUUGUAUCUAACAUCCUGGACUUUCUACAUUAA